GUUCGUGAGGUUGAGAAGGAGCGAAUGCAGGAGUUUCGGUGUUUGUAGUUUCUGGCACACGAUGGAGGAGCGUCAAGAUUUUUCUCUCUGUGGGAAAGAAGUUGUUACUGAAGCGAAUCUGAGAGAUGAGUACUACUGGAAGCUGGUUGCAGACUUCAUCGGUCCUCAGUCAGCAGAAGGACUCGAGCUCCAAGAGCGACCGUGUAGGAACAGACUUUUGAUUCAAGUCGGACUCAUGAGGGAGGACAACAACUUCCCCUGGAUCGCCAUCCUGAACUGGCUCAAGAAAAUCUUCCCGUCGCAUCACUCGACCGACUUCCGUCGUUUGAUUGAAAGAGGCAUCGCGACGACGCUGAGUCUGGGAAGCUACGCCAGGCUGAGCUUCCUGGAGUCGGACAUCAACUUUAACUUUGUCGGGCCGAUUUGCGACAGCAUCGGCGUGGAGCGGCAGCACCUUCUGGAGAUGAGGGACUUUUCAGAACGAGCUCAGUCCCUCGAAGUCACAAACGGCUUGAUUCUGGAGUUGUGCAACUUUGCCGCCAGGGAGAAAAUCGCCGCCGUCGUUCUCGUUACGUGGCUCAGAAACUUCAACCAUGAGUUUUGCAAGAACGGGGACAUUCAGAAAGCCUAUAAAGUCCUGAGGGGAAAGAUCAAAAAGUUAAAAAUGUGUUAUCGCAAUUAUGAGACAAGGAGUUACAGGAGGAACGCCGCGAUGGAAAACCUGCUUCAGAGUCCGUUUGAGCUGGUCUGCAAAAAAACACCGAAAUUUAUUGUGAAGAAACGCGUGAGGAGAGAUGACAACAAUUCUGAAAAAUAUUCAAUUAAGGAGGAACCUGAGAGCUGGGAGAUAACGGAGACGUCUGAGGUGAUCAGAGAAGUCGUGAGAAAGAAACCAAAGAAAGAACCUGUCGCUGCAGAUUGUGGAAACGAGGAUGUGAACGCUGGAGAACCUCAGACUCUGCUCGACAUUGCGAUGACGUCAGUGCAAAAGCUGUCGAGUGUUUACGGCGGGAAAACCGCAGCAUGCAAACAGGUUUCUCUGGACCUGCUCAGAAAUCAGUACGCUCUGACCUGCAAGGAGCAUCCGGCGCUGGCAGACUUCGAGAAGAAACUCGACUCGCUGGGCGACGACAUUUCACUCGCUUCUCCCGUCGUGUUUUUAAACCACAAUGCCAACUUCCUGGUUGACGUGCACGACGCCAUCGAGCAGCAGAUCAUGUGCUUCGAAAAGGAGAUCGUUCUGUCGGCGGGGGAGAAACUGGGUCGCGAUAAGCUUCAGAAAUUCAAGAACUUUGUGAAUUUGCCAGAAAGCGCCACGUCGCGCUACAUCCACACGGCCUGCGACAUCCUCAGCCCUCGCUCCCCCAACAGGCAGAGCUACAGGAAGCACUGGGUGGCUUUCUGCGCCGAGAAGAAAAACCCGUCCAAACUCAGAGGGAAUCAGCCGAACCAGUUCUACAGCUACUUCGAAGCUGCAGCGGGUCUCAUUCACCAUCACAAAGAGAUCGCGCUCUUCCUGUCCGAUCUGCUGUCGCUAAACAACGACGAAUGUCCGAACGUUAUUCUGGAAAGCGUCGUGGCCGACGCCAACGAUUCUGUGAUUCAAAGCUUCGUGUGCGUUCUUGCUAUUGUUUACUGCAAAAUCCUCGGACCGUUUUGGCAGCUGCUGAUGAGCGACGGAGAAUACUCGCUGUUCGGUCAGAACAUCCUCGAUCUCUACCAGAAGUUCUUGGAUUGGUCCAAAGAUCCCUCCACUCUGCUGGAACCAGAGGAGGCCACGAAUGUUUUCCUGCAGUUGCCGGUGCAGGAGAAAGUGUUUGAGGGAGUGUUUCACUACUGUGGCCAGUGGCACACAAACAGAGAUCUGAUCAGAGCCUGUCUGAAGAGACUGAUAAAGGUGAUUGCCUCCGUUACUGAGAAACACCUGAACGAUUUUCUACCAGGAGGGAAGUUUUCUCAAGUCCCUUCCACGGAUUUGAGCUCGCAGUUGGUCAGCUGCACGUUCUCCAUCUUGAUGGCAGAAUAUCCCUUCGUCAGCUCGCCUUCACCCUCCAAGAAAAAACAAACCUUGUCAUCGGAUAGUUCUCAGGAUGAUGAAGAUCGAUCUGAUUCAUCCGACGACGACUUCGAUGAUUCGUCCAUCGUGCAAAGUAAAAGGAGCAUCAAAGAAGAAUCCAGUCCACAGAUGAAGAAAGCUCACAGCAGUCGAAGGCUCCGCCAAGAAGAGCGCGAGGAGAUCAUGGAUCAGGAAUACAUCGUGGCGAUGGUGAGGAGGAACGGAGGUCCGUGCAAAACGAAGCAGGACGUCGAUAAGAUGAUGCUGCGCUUCGAUGGGAAGUCCCGAGCCGAGAGGAGAGAAGCGGCUCGCUGCGAGAUUCUGUACCAGAAAAUGAUUCUGAACAACACAAACCCAAACCUGGAGGGAGUUAUGCUCAACGCCACGCAGAUGGUGCUGAAGCUGAAGCUCGCUCUGCCUCGCGUUAAACCGGGAUACUCUCUUGUUUGGGCGCCAAGAAAGACAAAAAUAAAACCCGCGAUCAAAGACGCGAACGCUGCAGCUGUUCAGAGCGAAAGCAGCACGUCGGAGCUUAAACCGUGUGACGUUCAGGAGCAGAAGGCAGGAGAAGGACAUCUGAACACAUGACUUUAAAUAUCUGCGUCUCCGGAGCAUGUUCUUAUGGAGCAUUUUGGAGUUUUUUAUCAGAAAAACUCAAUUUAAACACUGGAGUUUAUGAAAACAUGCUCAAAUUUGGGGGGGAAAAAAGGGCAGUUUUUUGACUUCUAGAAAGAGUUAAAAGCUCUGACUUCUGACAUUUGACUCUGAUGACUGAUCAGCUGUUUCUUUCGUCUCUUUAUGGUCAUCAUGGAUUUUUACGUGCAUUUUCAGGUAUUGCAUUAGAAACGGUUGGAAAGGGACAAAUUUAGAAAUAAAAAAACUGUUAAUUUCACAAAAACAGCAUCAUGACAAAUCCGACUCUUUGGUUAUCAGCAUGACUCAUAUUCGCUGUGUGUCCAUAAUGUGUGUUUUUUUAUGUGCAUUUUGAAGCAUCGCAUGAGCAGAAGUCAAAGGAAACCUCCCCGUAUUUGCAAAAAAAAAAAAUGUUCAUAUGUUUACUUGAGACUGUUUUUGGCUUCUUCUAAAAAAAAUUUAGCUUAAGUGGAGGUGGAGACGUUUUUUUGGAUAAGUAAUAUUAAUUAUUUAAAAACAUGAAUAGAAACAGCCAAAUUUCACAGUAAAUGAAAGUGUCGCUGCUUGCUUUAGGUGGUUUUUGAUUUGUUCUAGAGACACAUUUCUGCGGUAAUUUAACCGACGUUUAAUUUGAUCGGCUGUUUGUUUCGUUGUUUUUGCCUCACGAGAACAUAAAACGUGACCGCUGCCAGCUGACAUAAAAUAAUAAUCACAGUUUUCCUGAAUUCCUGAUCAAUUUCCUCCGUUUUUCCCCUCGUAGAUGGACAAAGCAUUGUUCGUCUCUUCGUUGGCAAACAGCUGGUUUAGCUUCCGCUCCGUUUAUUACCGCUAACGUAGCCUACAGCGCCACCUUCUGACAACACAACUCAGCACAGUUUAGUAGGUGUUUAACCUAAUUUUCAUUGCGUCAGUUUACAACUUCUCUGCAAAAGUGGGCUUCAAAUGCACUUUAUGGCUAUAUAGAAACACAAAGAAUGACCUCAGCUGUUCCUUACAGAGAUAAAAUAAUGUUUGAAACGCCAUCAUGUGUGUGCAAAGAAUGUUUUUGACUCCGUUAGUCGGAAAGACUGUUAGAUUAGGAUGUUUUCAAUACGAUUCUGUUCUUGUGUUUGUAUUAUGUUGGACCGUAGCUUCCUGUGAAUGCUUUUUGUUACUAAAAAAAAAACAGUAUUCUUGUUUUGUAGCCGUUACGAUUUAUAACAGCCACUGACUGUAAAGAACAAGUUAAAUGAAUCACUGUCAAAUUAAAUCGUACUUCGCGGUUGUGUAGAAAACGUCACACAACAACCUUGUGUUUGCCACAUUUGAAGGGCGUCUGGUUGCGUCACCGGCAGCAGCAGAGUCGGCGAGUUCAUGGUUAUAAAAGCAGCUCAAGAAAACACAGAUGACAAGAGCAGCUUGUUGGGGUCACUGGGCCGAAUGUCACAGCGGUUCCUUUGUUCAUUAUGGUGCAAAAGAAGCUCACUGUCAGCUUUAAAGCAUGGCGUCUAAUUAGAUCAUAACACGGCGGGACGAAGAUCAGUUGAUGUUGUUCUACUGAAGACACAAAUAAUCUGGAAAUAUUUCAGCACAAGCAGCUGCUCGGUGACUGACUCAGACUUGGUUCAGAUCUUUUUAAGGGAAAUGCGUGUUUCUGAGAUGCUGCGACAGCAACGAUAAAUAGAAGCAGAAUGUUAGGUGAGUGUGUUUGUUUACACCUGAGACCUGCUUUGUGUUCUACAGAAAAACAAACUGACAUCAGGUGAAGGUUUCAUUUCAAUAUGGGGCAAAUUAUGAGCAGCGAACGUUUAGUUUCCAGCAUUUUGUUUAGUUUUUAUGCACCGAUUUGUGACUUUUCUGCUUCAGUUUGUUUUGAAAAUCUUUUUUUUUAGUCUUUUCAUUUAUAUAAAGGAAAACACUUGAUUCAGACACAAGGUGACAGUUUAACAUGUGAUGGAAAAUACGUGAGUCUAUUUACACUUUAUGUAAUAAAACAAGUGGUUUGGCACGGGCAAACAAUUUAGUUUAAAAAACGAAACAGGGAAACUCUAUAAAGGAAAUGGUGAAUUGAUUUUAUUUUUUUAAAUGCAAUUAUAAACUGUCUGUGUGCUCACCUCA
Molecule: messenger RNA, 4786 nt
Organism: Stegastes partitus (bicolor damselfish)
Lineage: Eukaryota; Metazoa; Chordata; Actinopteri; Pomacentridae
Exons: 3
Coding region: 62-2644 (860 amino acids)
Molecular function (GO): 3'-5'-RNA exonuclease activity
Source: RefSeq, a predicted model, not a curated record